Wyeomyia smithii (pitcher-plant mosquito) is the source of this 807-nucleotide messenger RNA. Its product is annotated as general odorant-binding protein 72-like. The record is from RefSeq and is a predicted model, not a curated record. Gene Ontology annotation, molecular function: odorant binding; dibutyl phthalate binding. Gene Ontology annotation, cellular component: extracellular region. NCBI's taxonomy places the organism in Eukaryota, Metazoa, Arthropoda, Insecta, Diptera, Culicidae. Gene Ontology annotation, biological process: sensory perception of smell; olfactory behavior. The transcript is spliced from 6 exons. The coding region runs from base 219 to 656 and encodes 145 amino acids.
GGCCCUCCAGUACCAGUGUAGGUAUCAAUCUUAAGUGGAACAAUUCAAUCUCAAGUGCAACCAAUCAAAUAAAUCCAGCCCGAUAGCACCUGAAAUAAGGGUGGGUUCAGCCCAAACCAGUCCAAGCUGAGGGAUGACUUGUUAAAACGGCUGCAGCGUGUUUCCUCCCCCUAAAAGAUGACUUCCUCGGUGAACCAUCGCGUGACCGCGUAACUAUUAUGGAACUCAACCAGUGGUUUCUAGUGCUGACAACCCUCAUUUGGUGCAGCCUGUUUGGACAAUAUGACUGCGGUGUUAGCAAGGAACAGAUAGAAAAAACGGCUCAAAUGUUUCGGCAGGUGUGUCAACCAAAGCACAAACUUUCGGAUGAAAUUUUGGAAGGUGGUAAAAACGGGGUCUUUCCCGAUACAAAAAACUUCAAAUGCUAUGUUAGCUGUCUGAUGGAUAUGAUGCAAGUGACCAAAAAAGGUAAAAUAAAUUACGAAAAGUCCCUCAAACAAAUUGAUCAACUGCUACCUGAGGACUUCAAACCGGACUACAGGAAAGGUUUGGAUGCAUGUAAGGAUGCUGCUCAAGGAGUAAAAGAUCAUUGCGAGUCGGCGUACGUUCUACUGAAUUGUUUCUAUGCUAACAAUCCUAAAUUUCUCUUCCCGUAAAAGCUGAUGUAAGUGUGACGCUAACGAUUUUUGGCCAACGAUUUGAACAAUGUGAUAUCUUUUAUGAAUAAAUUUGUUGUUAGUUAGUGUUGAUAAGUGUUUUGUGUUUAGAUUAUGCACCUCAGAGAAAAUAUAUAAUAUACUUAUUCAU